UAAUUUAGUCACUCAGAAGCAACAAGUUUCGCGCCAUUUUUCUCAUUUGCCCCAAAUCCUCUGCAAGUGAAGAAAAGAACCCUAGGGACAGUGUGAGAGAGAGCGCGAGAACAACAUGGAAGAGGACAUUAAAUCAGAAUUCAACAAAAGCGGAUUCACGCUAGACGACGAAGAAGAAAUUCUCAAGAAAUGUCUUACUUUCUGCAUAAAUUACAAUCUCAAGCCAUCAGAUCUUGUUUCAAGCUGGGAGGUUUAUUAUCUUAAUAGGCAAUUAGAUGAAUCAACAGUACAAAAUGCAGAAAUGGAUGGAUUUUUAAUGCAUCUACAGAAUGAACAGCAAGAAGCAGUUAUCAAAGAGGAACCUAAUCUGCACAUCUAUUCGAGCAAAGAUGUGGACAUGAUUUUGAAUGGAGAGGAAGAAGAUUUAAAAGAAGUUCCUAGUACUCCAACAGAUAAAUCUCUACAACUCCAUUCAGAACCGUUUGACUCAGCAAUGAAAUCAAAUGGAAAUGGCUAUUCCUCUGUGAAACAACCAAAACAUGUUACACCAUUUGGGCGACGAACAGAUAAGUUUGUAGUGAAAUUCGACAUCAAUAAUCUGCCUGAUACAGGGAAUAGUGACAAUGACCAUGUUCAUGAGAAUCUUGAGGAUGAUUUUAUUAAGAGACCGCAACCUCACAAGAAGUGUUCCUUGGUAGUCCAGAGAUCUGGGCCGGAGCCAGGUUUCAGGUUCAUGUAUGACAGGAUCGAAGACAGGUUUAAUGCACUUGACAACCGCAUCAGGAAGCAUGCCUCUGCACUUGUUGCUUCGGGACUCUAUGAGGAACCAACAGACCCUACAGUUGCCUCACAGAGAAAUGUGUUCGCUGUUGGAAUGGUCUGUUGUGAUGGAGAAGGCCAUUUGAAUGACAAGUCCAUCCUGUUACAGACCAGUGUUGAGCAUUCUGGGGGGCAGCGCGUUCGUUUAGACCUACAUAAUCUAAGCCAGUUCUCCAUCUUCCCUGGACAGAUUGUUGGUGUUGAUGGCCACAAUCCCAGUGGACAUUGUUUAAUAGCAUCAAAAGUAGUAGAUUCUAUUCCAUUAUCUGCUACUUCUGGUGAGGAUUUGCAUCCUGCUAAGAAGCAAGCUCUGGAUCAGGACACUCAAUCAACUGAUUUAUCCUAUCCACCAAAAGAGAUAUCAAUGCUUAUUGCCUCAGGUCCUUUUACCACAACAGACAACUUAUUGUUCGAGCCUCUGACCGAACUGCUGGCAUAUGCAAGAAGAAAGCUUACACAGCUACUUAUACUGUUAGGACCAUUUGUUGAUUCGGAACAUCCAGAGAUUAAGAAAGGAACUGUAGACAGGAGCUUCGAUGAUAUAUUUCUUCUGGAGAUUCUCAGAAGGUUGCAAGACUAUGUGGAAUACAUGGGUCCUGAUGCACGUGUGCUCAUUGUUCCAUCUACACGGGAUGCUAACCAUGAUUUUGUUUUCCCACAGUCUCCUUUUGAAAUUCAUCCACCCACUCUUAAACAUCAGAUAAUUAGUGUCACAAAUCCAAGCAUCUUUGAAGCAAAUCAGGUCAGAGUAGGUUGCUGCACAGUGGAUAUCCUAAAACAACUCAGCGGAGAGGAAAUGUCACGAAAUCCAUCAGAUGGAAUACCCAGUGAUCGAAUGAGUAGGCUUGCAUACCAUAUCCUUAGCCAGCGCAGCUUUUAUCCACUAUAUCCACCAGCAGAAGAUGUCCCACUGGAUUUUUCACUUGCUACAGAAGCUCUUCAUAUUACCUCAAUUCCUGAUAUCCUCCUCUUGCCUUCAGAUAUGAAAUACUUUGUAAAGGUACUGUCCCUUGGUGGAAGAGGUGAAGGAGAAGAGCAAAUAAAGUGCGUUUGUAUAAAUCCAGGAAGGUUGGCCAAAGGAGAAGGAGGGGGCACCUUCGUAGAGCUUCACUAUCAUGGAAGCACUGACAAGAUGAAUGCUUCAGUUAUAGGCAUAUGAAUCCUGGAUUGACACUAUUCAAGGCAUAUUGUUUGGCAGCUGGCUCACAGCAGACCUAUACUUCAACUCCUCAGAUAAAUCAGUGAGUUCAGAAAACUCCAUCCUCUGCAGUAGAUUGCAUUAGUGUGGCAAUUAAUUAACUCUCCUGUUUCUUCAUUUUGUUUAUUGCCAUUUGCCAUGGCACAUUAGUAAUUAGUAAUACUAAUUAGCCAUAAGUGGAAUAAUUGUAUAAAUUUCAUUCUUUUAUAUCAACUUUUAUAUUUAAAG
Molecule: messenger RNA, 2245 nt
Organism: Jatropha curcas
Lineage: Eukaryota; Viridiplantae; Streptophyta; Magnoliopsida; Malpighiales; Euphorbiaceae
Gene: POLA2
Product: DNA polymerase alpha 2
Biological process (GO): DNA replication initiation; DNA replication
Cellular component (GO): alpha DNA polymerase:primase complex
Molecular function (GO): DNA binding
Source: RefSeq, a predicted model, not a curated record